Elaeis guineensis (African oil palm) is the source of this 1620-nucleotide messenger RNA. RefSeq lists its product as uncharacterized. Lineage: Eukaryota; Viridiplantae; Streptophyta; Magnoliopsida; Arecales; Arecaceae. The record is from RefSeq and is a predicted model, not a curated record.
CACCCCAACCUACAUGUACCACAGUAGAGAAGAAAACUAUCAGAGCAGAGAGAGAAAAAAUCCAAUCUCCCACCCUUCGCAACCUCCACCCUCUUUUCCAAGGAGACUUUGUCCAAGGAGACCUUGUCCCCCUCCUCUCUCUCUCUGUCUCUCUACAUCUUUCCAGUUUCUUUCCCAUGGCCCAAGUGGACCAGGAUUUAUGUGAGGAGAGAGAGAUGACAAAACAAAAGGGGAGGUGCGGAGAAAAGGGAGGAGAGAGAGGGGAAAGAGAGAAAGAAGGGGAGAAGGAAAGGAUAGGUGUCCUCAGGGGUGUAUCUUCCAAGUUCCAACCAACCCAUCCACAUCCCUCCCCUCCUCCAGAAAACAAAAAUAGAGAGAGAGGCCCCCAAGCAAUGCCAGAAAUGCCCCUCUGCAAGCCCAGGAAAUCUACACCUCCAUCAAAGCUUAAAAAAAAAAAAACUCUCCUUGUUCUCCAAUUCCCGAUUUGUAUGGGCCUCUUUCGGGUUUUGUCUUGGUCAGACCUUCUACACAGGGAGAGAGAAAGAAAGAGAAAACAAGGGGAAGGAACCUUCCCCUUUCUCUCUCUAUCCUCUCUACCUACCUUUAUUUCUCCAUUAUCUCUUCACAAUCUCUCUCCGCCUGUAUCUUUAUGACUUCUUAUUGGCACCACCUCUCAUAAUAGUCUUCGCCUCCCCCUUUUAUUCCUCCAUCUUCCCUUUUCCUUUCUCUGGAGAGAAGGGGCCAAGGAGAAGAUGAUGAAGAAGGUGAGAAGAGUUCCUCUCAUGGAGUCGUCUCCACCGUCUUCUUCGUACAUGGCUGCCGGGGAGGAGGCCAGGGCCCGGUUCAAGUACCAGGGGCUGUUGCAGGACUACGAGGAGCUCGUAAAGGAAUCCGAAGCAAAGAAGCAAAAAUUGCAGUGGGCAAAGCAGAAGAAACUCAGGCUCUCGGCUGAAGUCAAAUUCUUACGGAGAAAAUACAGGUGUUUAUUAGAAAACCCUUCUCAGGCGACCCUAUACAGACUUAAGAAACAAUCCCGCAAAAUGCCGUCAACAUCUGUUUGCAUCUAUGAACAGCCAAAUCCAAUUGUCCAAAGUGAAGUACCUCCAAAAGAUAGGAAUCACAGAGCAGUGGAGGCUGCAGCUCCAAGCACUUCUACUGCAAUAGAUUUGAACCAGAUCUCUUCACCGAAUGGUGAAGAAAUGGAGGAGUUUCAGGUGGGGUGGGAGCCCCUGAAAUUGGAGAAAUCAAAGAGGUAUUCAACUGAUGGCGAGGGAGGGGCUAAUGAUCUUAAAUUAUCAAUUUGUAGGGAUGUUGGAAACAAUUCAAACCGAGUGGGUAAGAGGAAAAUUUCAUGGCAAGAUCAGGUAGCUCUCAGGGUUUGAAAUUCUCUGCUAUAACAUGGGCGAGGAAGUUUGUUUCUUGUGCCUUUCAAUCAUCCAUCUCUUAAAGGGCACUUUUUUCCCAUCAAAUUUGGUGUGUAAAGGAGCAACUGAAGGGAAACUUGUAUUCCCUUUAUACAUGAAACUUAAUAGAGCUGUGAAAUGGUAGCAUCUUAUUGACGACUACAUAUUCGCAGAACCAUUUAUUCUUUACCAUUUUAUAAAAGCAGGAGAUUUUUCA